GAUUUAUCUUUAGUGGGCGUCCACAAUAUCAAGUUCAAAGUCGAGUUUUUAUUAGUUUAAUAAAUACAUGUUUCAUUUCUACAUUUCAUAAGUGGCAAAAUAAUAAAAAUGGCACGGUGGAAAAUCAACAAGAAAUUACUUCCUAUUAAAGCCCAUUAUUUUUUCUUCAUGGCGUCAAUGGGACCAAUUUUGCCGCAACUAACCGUUUUCGGAAGAGAAAUGGGGAUUUCCCCGCUUGUUAUGGGGACUGUAACCGGAAUUUUGCCUUUAAUAUUUUUAGUGGCCAAACCGAUUUUUGGAAUGGUCGUUGAUGUUUAUAGAAAUUACAGAAAAGCAAUUUUUAUGGGAAUAAUUUUGACGAUGAGCAUCUCGUUUGGGUUAUUUUAUAUAAUUCCGACUAGAUCGAUAAAUACGUUCGAGAAAACAUUGAAUUGCGAAGAAGCAACUUUAUGCAAUGUUUCAAUGAUUCAAUAUUCUUGUAAUAACACAAAAGGAGUGACGUGUUAUUGUUAUGGACAUACCGAUUAUAAAUUUACUGGAUUAUUAAUAAACAAUAAUGGCAGUAAUGACGAUCUUCACGUGUGUUACGAUACUUAUCCAAUUUUUUGUAACGCAACUUGUAAUUUACAUUGUAUCGAAGACGUUGAAAUUCACAGUAAUUGUUUGUAUUCAACGCCCGAGUUUUGGAUGUUUUUGAUCUUUAUGGCAAUUGGAAUGAUUUCAUUUAAUGUGACGAACUCGUUGAGUGAUGCAAUUUGUUUUGAUGUAAUAGGUUUGGAUCACGAAUACGGAAAACAAAGAGUUUGGGGAACAAUAGGUUUCGGUUCGACCGCCUUAAUAUCCGGUUACAUCGUCAAUCUUUUCUCCACCAACGCAAUAUCUUACAAACCAGCAAUAAUCUGCAUGUUAAUUUUUGUUUUAUUCGAUUUAAUAGCUUGUUUUAAGUUAAAGCUCCCUGUAAUCGAAUCACCCAAAAACAUCUUCAGAGAUUUAGGUCGCUUACUAAACAACAGCGAUACCAUCGUAUUCAUAUCUUUUUCUGUUUGUGCUGGAGUAGUUGAUGGAUUUAUAGUGUUCUUCUUAUUUUGGUAUCUCGAGGAUUUAGCCCUAGCAAGCGGUACAUUGAAUAUUAAAUUAAUCGAAGGGUUAACGGUAGCGGCCGAAACUUUAAUUGGAGAGGUGGUCUUCUUUUAUAUCGGGGGUUUAAUUUUGGAACGUUUCGGGCACACAAAAACAUUCACCAUGUGCUUUAUCUUUUACGCAUUACGCUUGGGAUUAAUUUCAAUCGUUCCAAACCCUUGGUGGAUAUUAUUAAUUGAAUGCUUUAUGCAAGGCCCCACUUACGCAUUAACAUAUACGACUAUUGUGGAAUACGCUAAUGUUAUAGCCCCGCCUGGAAUGAGUGCCACUUUACAAGGAAUUGCUGCUGGGAUGGAUGACGGUUUUGGAUAUGCUAUUGGAGGGAUUUUAGGAGGGGUUAUUUAUAAAUAUUUGGGUGGUAGAUAUACGUUCCAAAUUUUCAGCACUUUCGCGUUAUUAUGCAGCUUAAUACACGUUAUUUUACAUAAAACCAUCUUAAAGAGUCAUUUUGACGAAGACGACCGAAAGGAUGUUGUUUAUCAUGUAACUGAACAAUCUAAUUUAAUGACAGAAAAUAAUCAAAAAAAAUUGGAACAUAAUACACAAAAUGUACAACAAAAUGUUCAAGAAAAUCAACAAAAAGAUCUUCAAAAUGUUCAAAAACUGGAACAAGUCAC
Onthophagus taurus is the source of this 1757-nucleotide messenger RNA. Its product is annotated as major facilitator superfamily domain-containing protein 6. The record is from RefSeq and is a predicted model, not a curated record. Gene Ontology annotation, cellular component: membrane. Gene Ontology annotation, molecular function: transmembrane transporter activity. NCBI's taxonomy places the organism in Eukaryota, Metazoa, Arthropoda, Insecta, Coleoptera, Scarabaeidae.